AUGAUUGUUCCGGAUCAGGGUCACUCGGUGCUCUUCCUCGAGGAUCCGAUGAAACCCUUCUUCGUCUCGAUGGAUGGCAAGCCUGUGCCCGUCUUCUUCCAAUCGAGCAAUCCCGACACGCGUUGUGCCAAGGCGAGCAUUCGCGGCGACGCUGGACAAGCUUUCUCUGUCGGCUUCUACGACGGGCGACAGAGGAAGAGCAAGGGCAGGAAGACGUGA
This is a messenger RNA of Rhodotorula toruloides NP11, 219 nucleotides long. RefSeq lists its product as uncharacterized. The coding region runs from base 1 to 219 and encodes 72 amino acids. NCBI's taxonomy places the organism in Eukaryota, Fungi, Basidiomycota, Microbotryomycetes, Sporidiobolales, Sporidiobolaceae. The transcript has 2 exons. The record is from RefSeq and is a predicted model, not a curated record.